This is a messenger RNA of Metarhizium robertsii ARSEF 23, 1569 nucleotides long. Its product is annotated as glycosyltransferase family 31 protein. The record is from RefSeq and is a predicted model, not a curated record. Gene Ontology annotation, cellular component: membrane. Lineage: Eukaryota; Fungi; Ascomycota; Sordariomycetes; Hypocreales; Clavicipitaceae. Gene Ontology annotation, molecular function: glycosyltransferase activity. The transcript is spliced from 2 exons. Bases 1 to 1569 code for a protein of 522 amino acids.
AUGCCAGCAAUAUUAGCGAAACAGGGUGCACCGUUCCUUCUGCGCCGCAAGACUAUAUCGUCAAGAUGGCGAAGAGCCAUUCUCUUUACACUCAUGAUCGGCGCUAUCAUGUCGGCACUGAUGCUCACAUCGAAACAAGUCGGUCGAAUAUGUCAUGGCAGCUCUUGCGGUUUCUCCAGUCUACGAGGACUAUUGGCAAAAUGUAAACACGGCCCAGCAAGCAGCCCCCAAAACGACAAUAUUGCCGACAGCGCUCUCGUAGGACAUGAGACCUCUAUAUCGGCAUCCAACCUCUCCCUCUCCAAAGACAAUGACUGUAACGAGUUCCCAGAUACUUCUAAAGUUUUGAUACUCAUAAAGACUGGAGCAUCAGAGGCAUAUUCAAAGCUUCCGGUUCAUCUUCUGACAACGUUGAAGUGUCUUUCGCACAAUUUUCUUCUCUUUAGCGACAUGGCUGAGAAUAUUGCCGGCUAUACAGUCCAUGAUAGCCUUGAAACCGUACUGUCGACGGUGAAGGGGACAAAUGGAGAUUUCGACAUUUAUCACCGGCAAAACGACUGUCCUAUUGCACAUGAGCAAUGCAACGAGGAUCAUGAUGUUGGUUUCGAAGGCUGGAACCUAGACAAAUAUAAGAACGUUCAUAUAGCAGAGCAAGCUUACAAGAUGCGGCCAGACUAUGACUGGUACUUUUUCAUCGACGCCGACACCUACGUCAGCUUUCCAACAUUAAUGGAGUGGCUCCCGACCGUUGAUCCCAACAAGCUUCAUUACAUUGGUCACGAGAAAUAUUCCGGAUCCUUUCCGUUCGCACAUGGCGGUAGUGGAUAUCUCAUGUCAAAAGCAAGUAUGCGACACAUGUUUUUUGGCAAAACCGGAGUGGGAAACAAGUAUGAUGAGGCAACGCAGGACGGCUGUUGCGGUGACAUUAUGUGGAGCGAGAUUGUGCUCAACGAGACGGGAUUAACUCCUGAGAACAUGUGGCCGGUUAUCAACGAGUUCAAGCCUCGCACGUUCAAUUACUACGAGGACCAAUGGUGCCAGCCUCUGAUUACGUUGCAUCAUGUCAAUGGAGAGGAAAUCAACGACUUGUACGCUUUCGAACGAGGGCAAAACUUUGCCAAGAGGAUCAGAAUCAAGGAUAUGUACUACCGGUUUGUGGCUACCCAUCUGGUCGAAUCACGUUCAGACUGGGACAAUGGGGGUGAGGACGUCUACUACUUGGAUCGCGAGGCUAGAACGUACGAGGCGUCCGAACUGGACAAGGCCAAGACGGACGAGCUAUCGGACAUGGAGCUCGUGGCGCAUAAGAACUCGUCGAGCUGCAAAGACGUCUGUUACUCUCAAGAGGACUGCUUCCAGUGGAGAUAUCGGGAUGGCAUUUGCGGCCUGGCGUAUAACAAGAUGCGGCUCGGCAAUGCCGUAAAGAAAGAUGACGAUGAAGCCAAACGAUCAUUUAGUGGAUGGCAUAUGGAUCGGAUCAACAAGUGGAUUGGCGAGCAAGGCAAUUGCAGUGAAACAUAUCAAUGGCGGGUAAUGGACGAGCAGAGAAAUAGGGACUCAGGAACAUAA